GACGUUCGCGUUCGCAGUAUUGCCAGAUUUUGUACAGUCAGUAGCAUAACAAUUUAUAAUGGUUAUAUUGGAUUAGUGUUUGUUAGUAUAAUUCUUAAUUGGUAAGAACGAUGGCUUCCUUGGUUGCGGAUUAUGGAACUUCCUCGAGUUCGGAAAGCAGCGGAGAUAUUUCGGAUGGUGCCGAUAACAGUUUUAAGGAAGAGGAAGAAGAGGAUGACGAGGAAGAGGAAAACAACGAGAACAGUGAGGUGAAUAAAUCAUCUUCCAAAGAGAAGCUUCCAUUACCAACUCCAGAUUUUAAUGGGUUGCCCACUAUGAAAACUUCAGUCUUCUCAAAUCCAUUUGUCGAGGCAGAGAAGGCGAAGAGUGCAAUUCUUGAGAAACAUGUAAAAAUGACUCCUACCCUUGAUGAUACAAAAAUGAUAAAUGGCAGAAAGAUCUGCUGGAACUACAGAAAGGGUAGAUGCAGGUUUGGACAUAAUUGCACCUUUGCACACGACUCUGAUUUACAUCGCACAGUAGCUGAAUUAGAAGCAAUUCGAACACCACAAGAAACAGUUAUUUGCCAGACCCAGUAUAACGGUCAAGUAGCUAUUAACGAUGAUGAUGAGAUCGAUCAAGAAAAUAACCAAAUGAAUAAGCGUAAAAAGAGGCCAGGAUUAAGUCAAUCCUUGAUACCUAGUAAGAAAGUCCUAAAAAUGUACAAAGCACAACAAGCUAAAGCUAUUAGUAGGUAAACGCAACUGUGUCAAGCAUAGAAAUAAUAUUUACUUAUAGUUAGCUGAUGCUUUGAAAGAGAAACAAUGUAUAAUUUAUACACGUGCUAUAUAAUUUAAAUGAAUUCAUACAACUGGAAUUGAAGUUGGAUGAGAAAUGAUAAUCAAAAAACAUAAAGUUUAUAAACGAAAUGCAAUAUCAGUUCUUCGUACGACAGAGAAAAUUAAAAUGAACAUAUGCUUCCAAUAUAAACGAGUAUGAUAAGUGUGGAUCGUGCUUAUUUUGAAAUCAAUUGAAAGUUUCAGGAUUAUUUAAAUAUCGUCAAAUAUUUAUAAAAGAACUGUUUGUUAUGUAUAUAAAGGAUAGAGUUUAAUUAUAUAAUUAAUACUUCCAGGGACCUGCGUAUACGGAUCAUAAUUCAUUACGUCUUGCAUGCAUAUAGCUUUGUAAGUGUAUUAACUUGUCCAAGAAAACUGAACACGUCUUCUCGAUAUAAUACAUGCAUCGAUAUUUUGUUAUGCAAUUUAAUUAUCCAUAUUUCUCUCUUUUAUUAAAAAAAAGGGAGCAACUAUUCGAAAGUUUUUCCGUAUUAAACUCCGAUGUAAUCGUAAAUAUAUAUAUUUGGCGCAUAUACUAUUUAAUUGAAACGUAAGAAGUAUAACGGCAACUUUGAUAAACAUUUUUAGAUACUGUACAGAAUAAGAAAUAUGUAUCGUCCAUGUAAAAGUCAUAUAUGUAAAAAAAAAACGAUUAUGUACAAUAUUGUUGAUACUUCUUCUCUCGAUGAAAUUAAUUAAUCCAAUGUCUAACUUAGAUCUAUUAAUAAUACCAAAAGAAAAUCAAUUACGCUUCCACUAUGCAUUACAUUUUACAUAAUGUUAUGUAAAAUAAGCGCUUAUACAUAUUAUACAAGUGGAAAAGAAGUAUUAUCUUUACUAAUUUUUUAAUGUAAUCGUCUAUGUAGCUUCCCUUUUAUGUGAUCUACUUAGCUAAGUAUUUUUAUUAUUUAAUGAAAGUUUUCCUUCAAUUAUGUAUCUUCUUCCUAUGUAAUCCACGUUUUAUUAAAUACCACCAAUAAUCGAAUAUGGGAACACGCUAAAUCGAAAAUGUUACGGUAUAAAUCUAUCGAAUGAUCACGUAAAUUUGUAAACAUUUUUUUAUUUUAUGUAGCGAUCAUAUUAAGAAAGAGAAUUUUAAAAAAAUACUAAUAAAUC
Ceratina calcarata is the source of this 1931-nucleotide messenger RNA. RefSeq lists its product as uncharacterized. Lineage: Eukaryota; Metazoa; Arthropoda; Insecta; Hymenoptera; Apidae. The coding region runs from base 111 to 737 and encodes 208 amino acids. Gene Ontology annotation, molecular function: metal ion binding. The record is from RefSeq and is a predicted model, not a curated record. The transcript is spliced from 2 exons.